AUGGGCCAAGGAAGAGGACGAGGCAGAGGAGGAAGAUUCAUCAACAAAUCCACGAUUGAGUGCUUCAAAUGUCAUAAACUUGGACAUUUUCAAUAUGAAUGUCCAAGCUGGGAUGGAAAAGCCAAUUACGCAGAAGUAGAUGGUGAAGAAGAUGAGAUGCUGCUGAUGGCUUUUACCGACGAUGAUCAUGAGAAGUUGUUGAUGGUUCUCACAGGAAAUGAGAAAGGCGAGGAAGUAUGGUUCUUAGAUUCUGGCUGCAGCAAUCACAUGUGUGGAAACAAGUCAUGGUUUUCCACACUCGAUGAAGAAUUCCGUCACUCAGUGAAGUUAGGGAACAACUAUCAACUGAAGGUGAUGGGAAAAGGGAACGUGAGCGUGCAGAUAGACGGAAGAGCACACACGAUCACUGAUGUGUAUUAUGUAUCAGAUUUGAGAACCAAUCUAUUCAGUAUCGGGCAGCUUGUCGAGAAAGGAUGUGAAGUGUUGAUGAAACAAAGGGCUUGCAAGCUGUAUCACCCCAACCUGGGUCUGAUCAUGGAGUCGAAGAUGACAACAAACAGGCUGUUCAAGAUCGUGGCAACCAAAAACCCAAAGAAUGCUGCGUCGAAGUGCUUGCAGGUUGCCACAACAGAUGAGUUUCAGCUCUGGCAUCGUAGGUAUGGACAUCUCAACUACAACGGGUUGAGAACUCUGAAAUAUCAGAAUAUGGUGAAAGGGAUACCACAUCUAAAGACAACGGAGGUAGCUGGGAAGUGUGUGAGCUGUUUGGUAGGAAAACAACAUCGGGAGAGCAUUCCAAAGAAGAGUAUGUGGCGCUCAUCUCGACGGUUGCAGUUAAUUCACUCAGAUCUUUGCGGUCCAAUCUCUCCAGCCUCAAUUAGCGAUAAGAAGUACAUUCUUACUUUUAUCGAUGACUACAGCAGAAAGGUCUGGAUUUAUUUCUUAUCAAACAAAUCUGAGACAUUUGUGUUGUUUACAAGAUUCAAGAGCCUGGUGGAGCGAGAAACCGGAGAGACAUUGGUUUGUCUCAGAACGGACAGAGGGGGAGAAUACAUGUCCAAUGAGUUCAAGAGUUUCUGCGACGAGAUGGGGAUAAGCAGACAACUCACCACAGCAUUCACGCCACAGCAGAACGGAGUGGCGGAACGAAAGAAUCGCACUAUCAUGAACAUGGUGAGGUGCAUUCUUAACGACAAAGAGGUCCCAAGACGGUUCUGGCCUGAAGCAGCAAAAUGGGCGGUUCACGUACUUAAUCGAAGUUCAACCUCUGUUUUGAAAGAAAAGACACCUGAAGAGAUGUGGAGUGGUGUUAAACCGACGGUGGAUUACUUCAGGGUAUUUGGUUGUCUGGCCCACGUUCAUGUUCCAGAUCAAAGAAGAAAGAAGUUGGACGACAAAAGCACCACAUGUGUGCUUAUUGGAGUAAGAAGCGAAUCAAAGGGCUAUAGAUUAUACAAUCCAGUUUCACAGAAAGUUGUGACAAGUCGAGACGUCGUGUUCAAAGAAGAGAAAGGAUGGGAUUGGGAAAAGAAAUCUGGAGAAACAAACGAAGAGCAGCUAAUUUGGGAAGAUUGUGAUGCAGAGAUGGAGCAGAGUGAGGAUGCUUCCUUGUCACAAGAUACAGAGGAGGCGAAUCCUGAAAAUGGAGAUCCUCCCUCGCCAGAUUUGCCAUCGCCACAAGCUGUUACACCAGAUCCUCAGUCUUUCCAAGUGCAGCGAAUUCGAAGACAACCUGCGUAUCUACAAAGCUACACCACUGGUGAAGAGCUAUCUGAAGAAGAAGAAGAAGAUAUGAGUUACUACCUCAUGUUUGCUUCAAUGGAAGAUCCGCUUACGGUGUUACCAAACGGAGCAAAGAAGAUCGGAGUAAAGUGGGUCUAUAAAACAAAACUCAACGAGAAAGGAGAGGUAGACAAGUACAAGGCCAGACUUGUUGCAAAGGGGUAUGCACAACAACAAGGCAUAGACUACAAUGAGGUGUUUGCUCCUGUGGCAAGGUGGGACACAAUACGUAUGCUCAUAGCUCUGGCGGCUCAAGAAGGCUGGUGCAUUUAUCAAUUAGAUGUAAAAAGUGCAUUUUUACAUGGCGAGUUAUCGGAGGAUGUCUAUGAGGAGCAGCCACAAGGUUACAUUAAAAGGGGAGAGGAGAACAAAGUCUACAAGCUCAAAAAGGCUCUGUACGGACUGAAGCAGGCACCCCGUGCUUGGUAUAGCAGGAUUGAAGCAUAUUUCACCAAGGAAGGAUUUCAAAGGUGCGAAUAUGAGCACACGCUGUUCGUGAAGACCAGAGAAGGUAACAAGAUUCUCAUUGUUAGUCUUUACGUGGAUGAUUUGAUUUUUACGGGAAAUGAUAUGAGUAUGCUUGAGAAUUUCAAAUCAUCCAUGAAAGAAGAGUUUGAUAUGACUGAUUUGGGGAAGAUGAAGUAUUUUUUGGGAGUGGAAGUGAUACAAGAUGCAGAUGGGAUUUUCAUUCAUCAGAAGAAGUAUGCCGGUGAACUCUUGGAAAUGUUCAAUUUGCAGAACGCAAAUGAGGUGAAAAAUCCAAUUGUGCCAGGGACAAGAUUCUCACGUGAAGGAGAUGGAGGCAAGGUGGAUCCAACGUUGUACAAAAAAUUGAUUGGAAGUCUAAUGUACAUCACGUCAACAAGGCCAGAUUUGAUGUAUGUGGUGUGUUUAUUGAGCAGAUACAUGGCGAAUCCUUCUGAUCAACAUAUGCAGGCGGCAAAGAGAGUACUACGCUAUCUGAAAGGUACUUUGGGAUUUGGUGUGUUUUACAAGAGAGGAGCUGUUGAAGAGCUUACUGUCUACACAGACAGUGACUAUGCUGGAGACAUUGAUGAUAGAAGGAGCACGAGUGGAUAUGCUUUCUUACUGAGUGGAGGAGCUGUGGCAUGGGCGUCGAAGAAGCAACCAGUGGUAACUCUGUCCACAACAGAAGCUGAGUUUGUUGCAGCAGCUUACUGUGCUUGUCAAUGCGUUUGGAUGAGGAGGAUUUUGGAGGAGUUUGGACUGGAACAGUCAGGAAGUACAACAAUCAUGUGUGACAACAGUUCAGCUAUUAAGCUGUCCAAAAACCCAGUCCUUCAUGGCCGGAGCAAGCAUAUCGAUGUAAGGUUUCAUUUCUUAAGGGAUCUUACUAAAGAUGGAGUUGUGAAACUUGUUCACUGUGGAACAAAUGAGCAGAUUGCAGACAUCUUGACUAAGCCGUUAAAGUUGGAGGUCUUUGUGCGACUAAGGGAGAAGCUUGGAGUUUGUGAAAGAUUAAACUGA
Microthlaspi erraticum is the source of this 3270-nucleotide messenger RNA. The record is from the annotation of a GenBank genome assembly. NCBI's taxonomy places the organism in Eukaryota, Viridiplantae, Streptophyta, Magnoliopsida, Brassicales, Brassicaceae.